AUACAGAGCUCACUUCCUAAAAAUAGGUGCCAUGUUGCAUCCUUUAGACACGGGGCUAAAAUAAAUUCAGCCAUCCCAUCUACUUGCUUGAUAGAACCUUCAGUGGAGCUGGCCUCCACUCCAUCAGUUGCUUUCAGGGGACUGGGAAAUUUGCUGUACAUAAAAUAAGGGAGGAAACUAGCCUGUGAAGAUCUGUAAAGAUACAGGACAUCUCUACUCACUUGAGGUUAAAUCUAAAUAUUACAAAAGCUACCGUUGGCCCUAAUAAGCCUGUGAGUGGAUUUGCAGAAGACAGUGCUGCGCGAAGUGAGGGUGUGUCAGACCUCCAGGAGGUGGUCUCCUUGAAGGAGCGGAUGGCGAGGUACCAGGCAGCUGUUUCCAGGGGAGACUGCCACAGCUUCUCUGCUAAUAUGAUGGAGGAAUCAGAGAUGUGCACUGUACCUGGUGGUUUGGCCAGGGUGAAGAGACAAUUUGAGAAGGAUGAAAUUGCUUCUACUCAUAAUACCUUUUCUCAAUACCAAUACCAGCACCAGAACAGAUCCGAGCAGGAGGUAACUGGUAGCAGCCAAGCCAAUAUUUCAAGAAGCAGCCAGGAAAUGGAAGGAAAUAAACAAGAAGCUUCCAAAACACAUCACAUUGAAGUUCUUGGAACAGAAAUGAUCUCUCAUCCUGAAAAGCACACCCAGGAAAUAAACCAAGCUGCUUCUCAUUUCCAACAAUAUGUUCAAGAAACAGUCAUUGAUACACCUGAGGAUGAAGAGAUUCCAAAGGUUUCAACUAAGUUUUUAAAAGAGCAAUUUGAAAAGUCUGCCCAGGAAAAGGUCCUUUAUUCUGACAAAGAGACAACAACCCCAGCCAAGCAGAUUAAGAUUAAAAGUGAAUAUGAAGAGACUUUAAAGCCAUCUUCAGUUGCGGACACCUCUUCUACUUCUUGCGCUUCAGCCAGCCAGAGAAAGGAAAUAUCAACCACUAGAUACAGUGACCACAGUGUCACUUCUUCUACUCUGGCACAAGUUAAUGCCAUUCCUUCUGGAAAGACAGAAGAAUUUCCUCCUCCCCCACCUGAUGUACUUCAAACUCCAAUAGAUGUGACAGCAUUUUCCCAGUCCCCUGAAUCACCUAGUCCUGCUGGAAGACCACCAGUCCCCAAAGAAUUAUAUUCCAAGCAAAGAAAUUUGUAUGAAUUAAACCGUUUAUAUAAACACAUCCAUCCUGAAUUAAGAAAAAACUUAGAAAAAGAUUAUAUCAGUGAGGUUUCUGAGAUUGUUUCUAGUCAAGUGAAACCAGGGAGCUCAGUGUCAGCAGAUGUACAACAAGUCCGGUAUGUUUUUGAAAACACGAAUGACAAGUCUCAGAAAGGUCUGAAUGCUGAAAGAGAACACAUGGAGUGGGAUGAAAUUCUGAAGGGAGAGGUACAGUCCAUGAGAUGGAUCUUUGAGAAUCAACCAUUAGAUUCCAUCAACAGUGGCUCUAAAGAUGAAGGUAGCAUCCUGAAGGGCAUCGCUGAUCAAGAAAUCAUUGCUGGCAGUGAUGUGAAGUAUACCACAUGGAUGUUUGAAACCCAACCCAUAGAUACACUGGGGGUUCAUUCUUCAGUCACUGCAGAUAAUGCUGAGAAAAUUCCUGAGCUAGCCAGAGGAGAUGUGCGCACAGCCCAGUGGAUGUUUGAAACAAAGCCAUUAGAUGCACUGAAUAGAAUGCAUCAAAGUCAAGAAGAAUCAGAAGUAACUACCGUUAAGGACAUAACUGGGGGGGAUGUCAAGACUGUGAGAUACAUGUUUGAGACUCAACAUCUAGAUCAACUUGGACAGCUUCAUUCAGUGGAUGAGGUUCACUUACUGCAACUCAGAUCUGAGCUCAAAGAAAUUAAAGGCAAUGUGAAGAGAAGUAUAAAAUGCUUUGAAACUCAACCUUUAUAUGUUAUUAGAGAUGGUUCAGGUCAAAUGCUAGAAAUUAAAACUCUUCACAGAGAAGAUAUUGAAAGGGGCGAUGUGAGAACAGCACGUUGGAUGUUUGAAACACAGCCCUUGGACACAAUUAAUAAAGAUAUCACAGAAAUUAAAGUUGUCCGAGGAAUAUCCAUAAAAGAAAAUGUCAAAGGUGGGGUAAGUAGGGCAAAGUGGUUAUUUGAAACCCAACCUUUAGAGAAAAUCAAAGAAGAGACAGAAGACGUAAUCACUGAAAAGGAAAUGAUAAUGGGUGUGGAUGUCUCCAGAAAGUGUUGGAUGUUUGAAACCCAGCCAUUAGACAUUCUAAACGAAACUCCUCUUGCAGAUCCUCUACCACCUGAGGAGAUAAUAGGUGGCGAUGUGCAAGCUACUAAACACCUAUUUGAAACACUUCCAAUAGAGGCUUUAAAAGAUAGCCCUGAUGUAGGAAAGCUUCAAAAAAUUACUGCCUCUGAAGAAGAAAAGGGGGAUGUUAGGCAUCAGAAAUGGAUUUUUGAAACCCAACCUCUAGAAGAGAUUAGAGAAAAUAAAAAAGAGUACACAAGGACAGUGAAACUUGAAGAGGUUGACAGAGGAGAUGUAAGGAAUUACACACGUAUUUUUGAAUCAAACAACUUAAUUAAUUUUGAUGCAUCACAUAAAAUAGAGGUGGAAGGAGUCACAAGAGGUGCUGUGGAGUUAAAUAAAUCUCUCUUUGAAACAACACCACUGUAUGCCAUUCAAGAUCACCUAGGAAAAUAUCAUCAAGUAAAGACAGUUCAGCAAGAAGAAAUCCUAAGAGGUGAUGUGAGAAGCUGUAGGUGGCUUUUUGAAACAAGGCCCAUUGACCAGUUUGAUGAAAGCAUUCAUAAAUUUCAGAUUAUUAGAGGAAUAUCUGCUCAAGAAAUACAGACUGGAAAUGUAAAAUCUGCUAAAUGGUUGUUUGAAACCCAACCUCUUGAGUCAAUUAAAUAUUUUAAUAAUGUGGAAGAAACAGACAACAAAACUGAACAAGCUACAGAUAUUAAGGGGGAUGUCAAAACCUGUAAAUGGCUUUUUGAAACACAGCCAAUGGAGUCUCUUUAUGAAAAAGUUUCAUUAGUGACUGGCAAUGAAGAAAUUCAUAAGGGAGAUGUCAAAACCUGUACCUGGCUUUUUGAAACUCAGCCACUUGAUACCAUAAAAGACAAUUCUGAAGCAACAGUCAAAUUGCAAACCAUAAAACAGGAGGAGAUCCAAGGUGGGGAUGUUCGUACAGCAUGUUUUCUUUUUGAGACAGAAAAUUUGGACAGCAUACAAGGAGAAGAAGGAAAGGAAAUCAAGCCUGUGGAAAUGGAUAUCCAAGCUGGAGAUGUUUCCAGCAUGCGGUAUAAAUUUGAAAAUCAGUCCUUAGAUUCUAUAAGUUCCAGUUCAGAGGAAGUUUUGAAAAAGAUCAAAACUCUAAAAACUGAAGAUAUUCAAAACGGCAGUGUUUUAAAUUGUCGGUGGCUUUUUGAAAAUCAACCAAUUGAUAUGAUAAAAGAAAGUAAAGAAGGUGAUGAAUUAGUUAAGACAGUGACAGACAUACAAGGUGGGGAUGUAAGAAAAGGGUGCUUUAUUUUUGAGACUUUUUCUUUAGAUAAGAUUAAAGAAGAAUCUGACUAUAUCAGCACCAAGGAAACAAGUACUGAAGAAAUACUAAAAGGUGAUGUGAAAAGCUACAGAAUGCUGUUUGAAACUCAGCCACUCUAUGCAAUACAAGACCGAGAAGGGUAUUAUCAUGAAGUGACAACAGUUAAAAAAGAAGAAGUAAUUAAUGGAGAUGUACGAGGGACAAGGUGGCUUUUUGAAACAAAACCAUUAGACUCAAUUAAUGAAUCUGAUACUGUGUAUAUUAUUAAAUCUGUCACACAAGAAGACAUUCAGAAGGGAGAUGUUAAUUCGGUCAGAUACCGAUUUGAAACACAGCCACUGGAUAAGAUUUCUGAAGAAUCACAUGAUAUUGUGCCCACUGUCGACUAUAUUCAAGGUGGGAAUGUAAAGACCAGUAAGCAAUUAUUUGAGUCUGAAAAUGUGGAUAAAAAUACUUCUAUAAGAACAGUAAGCAUCAAUGAAAUACAAAAGGGCAAUGUUAAAACAUCUACUUGGCUAUUUGAAACCCACACUCUAGAUGAACUAAGAGGAGAAGGGUCAGAAUAUGAAAAUAUCAAGACAGUCACCCAGGAAGAUGUGCAGAAAGGUGAUGUUAAACACGCAGUAUGGCUUUUUGAAAAUCAAACUUUAGAUUCUAUUAAGGAAACAGAUGAGGGCAUCACAAAAAUAAUCAAGGAAGAAAUCCCUCCUUCUGAUGUUAAGACAACUACAUGGCUCUUUGAAACAACACCCCUUCAUGAAUUUAAUGAAAAUAGGGUAGAAAAGGUGAACAUUAUUGGCAAGAGCAUUAAAGAAACCUUAGAAGAGCUCUACUCUCAAAAAGUCAUCGAGGCUCCUGGAAUCAUCAUUGAAGCCAAUGAAGUUGGGGAUGUCCGAAUGGCAAAAUACAAGCUCAUGAAUCAAGCAUCUCCUGAGAUACAGAAAGAAGAAAUUAUCGCAGGUGAUCUCAAAAAUAUAAUGGUGAAUCUACUUUCCAAAAGUGACUGUCCAAAAAGAGAGAUUUUGGUUAGUGAAGAAGAGAAGGGCAAUGUUAAUUUAACUAAAACUCAAUUAUUAAACAGAGCAACAGAAUUUCAUGCUGAGAAAGAAGAGAUAGUGAGAGGAGAUGUACAACAAGCAAUAAAAAACCUGUUCUCUGAGGAAAGAUCUGUCAAGAAAGGCAUUGUAAUUCAGGAAGAUGAAAGAGGAGAUAUUAACAUGACUAUCUAUUGUCUUCUUCAUGAAAAUGAUGGUGACACAAUUGAGCGUGAAGAAAUAGUAGGAGGUGAUGUAAAACGCACCAUUCAUAAUUUGUUAUCUUCCACGGCAAACAAUAAAACAUCUGAAAGGGCUAAAAUUGAUCCUUCUGAAAGAGGAAAUGUUCAGUUUUUCACAGCAUGCAUAGAAACUGGAGCUUUGGACUAUCUCAGACAACUCCAGACAGGGUCAAAUGAAAUACUAACACCUAGAAAACAAGAGGAAGAGGAAGAAAUAAUUGGUGGUGAUGUUGAGGGCACAAAGCUGUUACUAAAGAAAAGGCAGUCUCAGAUUGAACAUUCUGUUAAUGAAACUGACAUCAUCCCAGGAGAUGUGCAUAAUACAGCUAAGAUUUUUAUGACGGAGCCUCAGAGCACAUGUUCUAAGACAUCCAAAGAAGAAAUUAUAAAAGGUGAUUUGAAAUCAACCCUAAAUGCCCUCAGUGAGGCUAUAAAUCAGAAAACAGUGGCUAAGAGAGAAGAAAUUAUAAAAGGUGACAUGCUGGCCACACUCAAGUCACUUAAAGGAUCAAUCCAUCAAUGGAUAGAAGCUAGACAGCCUGAUGCCAUCCCUGGUGAUAUUGAGCAGGCUAUUGAAAGCUUUGAAAAAGCUGCAAACACAAAGACUGCAAUCUUGAAAAAGGAGCUUACCCGAGAUGACUUUGAGACAUCAUUAAGAUCCCUGAAAGAAGAACAAAGGCCUUUCGAAAAGGUAGAUGAAGGUGUAACCAAUGAAGAUGUGCAAGCUGUAACGGUAGGAACCUCAGAAGAGCAGAAAACAGAGAUGCACCAGGGGGGUGUCCACAGGGACAAAAAGAGUGUUCUUCAGCCAAGGCCAGGACCACUUGAGUCAGCAGCCAGGUGGCAAGGUGGCAUAGAUACAGUCAAGCAAACUACUGGCAAAUCUUGUUAUGAUAAUUUAAUAGAAGAAAGAACUGAGAUUAAUCUUCCAGAAGCCCCCAAAGGCACUGUAAAGAUUGUCAUAGAUCGUGAACAAAACAAUGAUGCUCUUGAGAAAAGCCUUAGAAAGCUAUCUGAUUCACACCACAAAGCUAUUGAAAAUGUGUUGGAAUCAGGGGAUAGAAUGGGUUUCUGGAUGGAUGCUGGAAAAGGACAGCAUCAAAGAGAUUUACAUAUGAGCCGACAACUGACUCCAACUGUUUCUGUUAAGGAAAACCUGAAAACUAAGGAAUCAGCGACACUGACAGAGCAGAAGAAGGAUGAUGUCUUUAACUCCACCCAGUCUACUGAUAAAGCAGUUGGAAAGCAACAGAUGCAAACCUGUGAGCUGAGGAAUGGCCACCAGAAGACUGAGGCUUCCUAUCUAAAGAGUCCUAAAGUAAACAAAAACAUGAAAAUAUCAACAGAUACACCCAGCUCCAAGCCCAGUCCUACCCAGCGCCCAGUCAACAUGCCAGUUAGGAAAACUUGCGAAGUUACGGAGGACUUACAGAAGCAAAUUUUGUUAAAGCAAGAAAUGCAAUAUUCUAAUAAGGAUAUAAAGAAAAAUAACACGAACCUUCAACCAACGUGGCAGUGUUUGCCUGUAGAUCAAGACAUAUCAAAUGUUACAGAAAUGAAAUUUUCUGAAAAAAGCCACAAUAAAUUUAAAGCAACCGACAAAAAGCAGAAGACUGAUGUUCAUCUGAAAAGUCAGGACUUUCUAAUGAAGACAAACACUUCAACAGACUUAAAAAUGGCAAUGGAAAAGUCCUUUAAUCUAAUCAACUUUAACCCUGAGAAAAAUAUGAAAGAAAGUGAGUGCCCCCUUCCACCUCCAUCCCCACCUCCUCCUCCACCUUCCAAUGGAUCAUCUGAAAUUGAAUUUCCACUUCCUCCUCCACCUCCUGUAAUGAUGUUGCCUGACAAAAGUAUGUUUCCUCCUUCACUGUCCACAGAGAAGAUAAAGGCUGAAUGUGAAAGCUUCCCAAACCUCCCUCUUCCACCACCACCAAUAGAUGAGAAAGACUGCCUAUCAAUGUUUCUACCCCCACCCCCUCCUCCAACUCUGUCUCAAAAACCAGCACAUCUUUUCUCUUCUGUUCAGGAAAAGCACAGUGGAGCAUUCAUUCAGCAAUACUCCCAAGAAGAAGCCUCACACUCUGAGCAAACUCACUCUCAAACCAAAAUCAUGACAGGAAAAUCUGGCAAAGUUUUGCCACCUCCAACAUUACCCAAACCAAAAUUUCUCAAGCAGAAACAGAUGGAAGAUAGAAAGAAACAUCAUUCCUCAAAAGCAGCAAAGUCCCUGUCAGAUAUAGAAUGUAAAAUUACUCCCGCAAAGGAUCAGAAAAGAGUAAUGAUGGCGACUAGCAGUGAGCACACAGAGACAAAACAGAACAUGUCUAGAAAAAGUCUUGAUGAAAGAAAGCAAUCAUCUAUUGAGUCUGUGAAGUCUCUCUCACAAACAGUUCCAGAAACUUCACCACCCAAGGAAAAACAGACAGCACCUCUUCUAAAAUCUCAUUCAUUUCCAGUGGGCUCAGGACAACAAAGUCCAAAACCUUAUAUGAGAAAAUUUAAGACACCUUUAAUGAUUGCUGAAGAAAAAUAUAGACAGCAAAGAGAAGAGCUUGAAAAACAGAAACACGAGAGUUCUUGCUACAAAAUAGUCAAAACCGAAGGCCAAAAUCAAAACAUAAUAGAGUUGGAAAAGGAAGUGCUGUUACAAAAAACAAACGAGGAGUCUCCUUUACCUGGAAAGGGUUCAGAGAUCACUGUGGUCCUAUCCAAUCCAUACUCUCAAAGUAACGCGCAAGUAAUGAAAGUUAGCACAGAUAAGCAGCUCUCCGAAACAUCAGCAGUGUCGGUGGCUGCCAAGAAGCUCCAAGAUGUUUUAGCAGCCUCCGAAGACAAAGACAGCAUUAAAAAGGAUGUUUUAGAGAGCUCAGGGGACAUUAUACAAUCUAAAUCAGCUUGUGAAAUUAAACAGAGUCACCAAGAAUGUAGUACACAACAAAAGAAGUAUCUGGAGCAGUUGCACUUGCCUCUAAACAAGCCCGUUCCUCCAAGUUUUAAAGUUAAAACUAUCAAGAUCCCAAAUUUAGAUUCUAAAUUAAAUGAAACAGACCACAGCUAUGAAAGCCAUAAAAAGCAACAUGAAGUUAAUGUUCAAACCAUUACUAAACAGCAGUAUCACGAAAGUGAGAAAACAGAAGCAAGCACUGAAUGUAGUAACAAGCAAACUGUGGCUGACAAAUAUUAUCAAUUACCUGAUCGGGAGAAAAGAGUGACAAUAAAAGUGCCUAUAGAACCCCCAGAGAAGAAGACCCAAGAAAGAAAGCUCAGUAUAGUUCAUGAGAAGCAAAGAGAAUUUCGAGAAUCUGACAGUGAGAAACUUCCAGGAAAUGAAGAAGAAAAUCAGGGACCAGCAGUGAUUGGUCCAAAAGAAGAAAGACUAAUAGAGGAAAGAAAACAAGAACAUUUUAAGAAUAAGUCAGCACAGAAGGUAGUCAAGCAAAAGGUUAUUGACGCACAUCUUGAUUCACAGACUCAGAAUUUUCAGCAAACACAAAUACAGGCUUCUGAAAGUAAAGUCGAACAUAAAAAAUUGCCCCAGCCAUAUAAUAGUCUGCAAGAAGAAAAAUGUCUCAGAGUCAAGGGCAUACAACAGAAACAAGUCUUCUCUAAUACUAAAGAUUCAAAGCAAGAGAUUACACAGAACAAAUCUUUAUUCUCAUCUGUGAAAGAAUCCCAGCAGGAUGAUGGAAAAUGUGCUGUAAAUAUAUUGGAAUUCUUGAGAAAACGUGAAGAACUACAGGAGAUUCUAUCUAGAGUGAAACAGUUUGAAGCAGAGCCAAAUACAAACGGCCUUAAAACAUUUCAGACACUGUUAAAUAUUAUUCCAGUAUGGCUGAUAAGUGAAGAAAGAAGAAACUAUGGAGUUCGCAUUGCCAUGGAGAAUAAUUUAGAAAAAAUAAAAGAAGAAAUAAUACAUAUUAAAACUCAAGCAGAAGAUAUGCUUGUGUCCUCUGAGAAUAUAAUUCAAACAGCCAUGAUGUCCUCUAAAGCAGGAAAUCUGAGAAACAAACCUACUAGUCUUAAUGAAACAUUAUCUGAAGUGCCUAAUGUUAAAGUAAGCUACAAGAAAAACACUGAGCAGAAAGAAAAUAAAAUUGUAGAAGAAAAAACAGCUCACCAUCAAGUAGCAACUCAUCACGAAGCAAAAAUUGCUCACAAUCACGUAAAAACCCAUCAGGAAACUAAACUAGAUGACAACAAAAUUUCUCCUUCCUUUUUAAGAACACGACCCCAGUCACCUACUUUUAUAACAAUUGAGUCUACUGCCCGACGAUCAGAAACCCCAACUAAGGAUGAGCUUUCUCAGUCUCCUAAAAAGGAUCGGUCUGUUGAACCACCACUAAGAAGGCCCGUAUCACAAACAUCUAGAAUUCACAGAGCAAACACCUCCCCUUCUCCACCCAGGAGUCGCUCUGAACAACUUGUCAAACUCAAAGACACCACUGCAAAGUUAUCCAGAGGGACCAUCCCAAGUCCGUCAGUAACCCCAGUUCCAAUUGUAGAGAAGAGGUCUGAGAUCAUCACGUCUCCUGCAACACUUCGUCGUCAAAUUAAGAUAGAAACUCGUGGUAGGGACUCCCCGCCUACAAUCACAAUACCUGUAAGCGUCAAUCGCGGUAAUAGUGGUUCAUUUAGAGAAUCCAUGGAAGCACAAGAGGAAGUUAGGCAAGUAGAGAAAAGGACGACUUAUACUCACAAAGAUGGAGCUAAUUCCACUGAUCACAUAGUGCCGGAUAUGGAAAGUUUUGAUGCAGUUGAAAUCAUCCGCAAGGUCGAAGUGCCUCACGUGUCAGGGCCCAGGCAGAGAUACGAAGCAGCCAACCAAACUGUUCAAAUGGCUGAAAAUUUCGUAAAUGACCAUGACAAUGAUAUAAACCGAUGGUUCAGGGAAUUUGAGGAUGGCCCAGUUUUUGAAGCAAAGUCAAAUAGAAGAGUUUAUGCAGAUGGAGAAGCAAACCAUAAUAUAAAGCAAGACAGUCGUGCGUUUAGUAAGGAGGAAUUUGGAUUAACAUCUUCAGAAAAUACGAGUUUCAGGGGACUCUCUUGCAGACAUCCCAGAGAGCUGCAAGAAAAAAUUUCUUUUAAACAGCCCAGGGUAUGCUCUGAAACAAGGUCUCUAAGUGAAUAUCUCUCAGGCGUGGAUGCAUUUGAAAGUCAAGUUUUUGGGUCCGAGACAGCAGCCUCUUCAUCCCAUAGCUCAGAAGCCAGCAAAUCGGGCUUUGACUUCAAGCAUGCUCCACCAACCUAUGAAGAUGUCAUCGCCGGUCAUAUUUUAGAUAUUUCUGAUUCACCUAAAGAACUCAAGAGGAAUUUUCAAAAGACAUGGCAGGAGAGUGAAAGAGUUUUUAAAAGCCUGGGAUAUGCAACCUCAGAUGCUUCGGCAACUGAGAUGAGAGCCACCUACCAAGAGGAAUCUACACGCUUAAGUGAAACUGCUGCUCCAAGACAAGGAAAUUUGUAUACUUUGUCAAAAGACAGUUUAUCCAAUGGAGUGCUUAGUAGCAGACAAGCAGAGUUUUCAUAAGUCCUGCUUCCGAUGUCACCAUUGCAACAGUAAACUGAGUUUGGGAAAUUACGCAUCACUUCAUGGAAAAAUAUAUUGUAAACCUCACUUUAAGCAACUUUUCAAAUGUAAAGGAAAUUAUGAUGAAGGUUUUGGAUACAAACAGCAUAAAAAUAGAUGGAAUUACAAAAAUCAAAGCAGCUCAGUGGACUUUAUUCCGAAUGAAGAAACAAAUAUGUGUAAAAAUAAUGCAGGAAAUACUCCUAUACUUGGAGAUCUUAAACAUUUAGAUUCUGCUAAUAAUGAAGAGCAAAGGGAUGAUUUGAGAAAACUAGGGGAAAGGGGAAAAUUAAGAAUCAUUUGGCCUCCUUCCAGGGAGAUGCCUAAGAAAGGCUUCACCCUUGAGGAAGAGCUCAAAAUGAAUAAACCUAAAUGGCCACCUGAAAUGACAAUUCCUAUACCUCCUGAAAUUAAAAGUGAGUCACUGAUAGAACGUGCUAAGCCUCUGGAAAAUAAUGGACAAGAGCAAGAUAAUAUUUCUUUCUUGCAGCCAUAUCUGCAGUCCAUUCUUAUGUGUCAGAAAGAGGAUGUUACAGGAAUCAAAGAAACGAAAAUGUAUGAAGCAAGAAAAGAGGAGAAGGAAGGAAAUAAAAAUGUGCAAGAUAAGCUGAAUGAAGCUGAAGAUACAAAGAAUAAGAGGAAAAAUGAAAUGGAUCUUCAUGAUAACAAUAAUGUGGUUGUGCAGAGUACUGAAAAGGAGAAAAAUGAAAAAAUUAAUGAACCUGACAGUGCAGAAGUUUUACAGGUUACUAACACUGAUGAUGAGGUGGUGUCGGAAUAUCGUAAGGAGAAUUUGAAUAAGAAUAAUAACAACAACUAUGUAGCAGUCUCACAUCUGAAUAAUUGUAGGCAGAAGACAUCUAUUUUAGAGUUUCCUAAUCUAUUACCACUGUCAAGUGAAGCAAAAUACACUGCAAGUGAAUAUGAAAUCGAAAAGUUAGAAAAUGCAUCUAGAAUUUCAGAGUUACUUGGUAUAUUUGAAUCUGAAAAGACUUAUUCGAGGAAUGUACUAGCUAUGGCUCUCAAUAAACAGACCCACAGAGCCACUGCUGGCAGUCCUGUGCGGUCUGCUCCAAAAUCAGGCCUCCGUGGUGGGCUAAGAGUAAAGGGGAAAGGUUCAAUUGAUACAAACAUAUUAAACGUCAGAGGAAAUCACUCAAGUAACAAAAAUUUACACUUCUUCUUUUCCAACACUGUGAAAAUUGCUGCUUUUUCCAAGAAAGAUGAAAACGUUUUUGAGCAUAAUUUAGGAGAUUCUGUAGAUCAAAUUAAAAACAUGCCAUGCUUGUAUUUAAGAGAAUUUGGGAAGGACGUUAAUCAUUGGCAUGGGGAAACAAUAGGAGCAGCCCAUAGUCACGGAAACAUAAGUUUUGAUGCUCUGAGCAGUGAAUGUGCAGCUGAGCCUUCAUUUGCCAAUGUGGAGGUGCGGUCUGAGCAACUCACCGUGGAAGAGCAAAUUAAAAGGAAUAGGUGUUACAGUGAUACUGAGUGAAACAUCACUGGCUGCUUGCAGCCUACCAGUAAUCACUGAGAAAACUGAUGUCCUUAUGUAAGACUUUGGGAUUUUGAUAAACUUGUUUUGAACUUGUUAAUAAACUUAAUGUUCAGAAAUCUCAUGUCUAUCACAAUGGAAUAUUUCUUGAAUUAUAACUUAUGAUUUUUUUUCAUAAUUUGUUUAAAUCUUACUGUUUUUUUCCGAAUGAAAUGAGCAAUGUGGCUAUAUUUUCCUGACAAACAGCACUUAAGUAUAUUGCUCUGUUUUUCUACAGGCCAGAUAACAUCACUGAUGUGAUUCUAUACUACUGAUAUUUAUCACAAUUCUUAUACCUUCUUUAUAAUUUCUGCUGAAAUAAAAUUAAAUCACCUGGGGUGCAUAC
Molecule: messenger RNA, 12256 nt
Organism: Trichechus manatus latirostris (Florida manatee)
Lineage: Eukaryota; Metazoa; Chordata; Mammalia; Sirenia; Trichechidae
Gene: XIRP2
Product: xin actin binding repeat containing 2
Exons: 9
Coding region: 354-10340 (3328 amino acids)
Biological process (GO): actin filament organization; actin cytoskeleton organization
Cellular component (GO): focal adhesion; stress fiber
Molecular function (GO): actin filament binding
Source: RefSeq, a predicted model, not a curated record